AUGUCCUAUGCCGUCUUAGAAUCCAUCGCCGCAGCGCCACGUCUCGUCCUUUUGGUGUCUCAAAGGCCUCCCUCUCGCCCUGCGAGACGGCGCUUGCCCCGAUGGGCCGGGUGGAGCAGCAGCACCUCCGUUGCCCCGAAGCGCGUGGCCAACAAGAAUCAGAGGCCCUUCCGUAAAGGGGUCAGACAGACCCAAAAGACCCAGUGGCCGUCCACAAGUCGGAAGGGCGCGGCUCAUCAGGGUUCGACCGUUUGCCAGCAACUGCUCGGCCGCUCAGAUGCCUGGUACGGCGCUCUUAUCGCCUUGUGCCAUGUUGCCGGCGCCGCACCCACUUGUCAAGCAGCGAGACAAACGCCUGUCGCCCGAACCGAAGAGUCCAUGGAGAUGAGCUUUCUGAUGUUCUGA
Trichoderma gamsii is the source of this 405-nucleotide messenger RNA. RefSeq lists its product as hypothetical. Lineage: Eukaryota; Fungi; Ascomycota; Sordariomycetes; Hypocreales; Hypocreaceae. The record is from RefSeq and is a predicted model, not a curated record. The transcript has a single exon. Bases 1 to 405 code for a protein of 134 amino acids.